Molecule: messenger RNA, 7295 nt
Organism: Gossypium arboreum
Lineage: Eukaryota; Viridiplantae; Streptophyta; Magnoliopsida; Malvales; Malvaceae
Exons: 4
Coding region: 279-6965 (2228 amino acids)
Biological process (GO): tRNA methylation
Cellular component (GO): cytosol
Source: RefSeq, a predicted model, not a curated record
UCCCGUCCCUUGGACACUUCCAAAAACCAGAAACAAAAAUCUUGGGUUCUCACUAUAGGCCCAUUAAGAAACCCGGAUCUAUCUUUCUUCUUCAACCAACCUCUCCAGCUUUAACCCUACUUCGUACCCUGUAAUAAAAACCAGUUUUAAACUUAAAAAACUCCCCUAAACCAAAGCCGCCACUUCUACCUUUCUCUUUGCUUCUCCUUUGUCUCCCAAGAGACAAAAAAGACCCUGAAUUUAACGCACCCCAAAACCCCCGAUUCCUAAAAAGGAAAAUGUCAGCCAAGUGGAGAGCUAUACAGCAUCGCCACCGUUACACAUAUAACGCCGUUGUUUUCCCGCCUUCCUUCAUAGAUUCCUUUAACCAAUCAUCUCUUUCAGCAUCAGCUCCAACCUUCUACAAGGAGCUUCAGCAUCUAAUCUCUUUGAACUCUACUUAUUCCCAAGUUAACCAUGUCAGGAAGCUUGCUUCAUCGUUCAAUGAACUGUUAGUAAAAGAAGGUGAAAAGAAUGAGGGCUUGGUUUCAACGGCAGCUUCCUUUUACUUGGAAGUUUUCUUUUUGGAAAAUUCGACGCCUUUGCAUAAGACCCUUUUGUCAGUUUUGGCUAAAACCAAGGAUGUUUUCCAACCUGUUAUUGCUGACUGUUUCAGGUUACUUUGUAAUGAGUAUGGUACAAUGAGUGAUAAGAAGAAGCGUUUCUCUGUGUCACGUGUGGCUUUAUCAGUAAUGGGGAUGCCAAAGUUGGGGUUCUUAGUUGAUGUGAUUCAAGAUUGUGCUGUUUUGGUUUGUUGGGAUGCUGUUUUGGGGUUAAAAAGUGUGGUUUUGGAGACUGAAGGGUGGGCUAGACCUUCUCCUAUAGUUCUGGAGCAGUGUCAGGAGGCUUUAUCUUGUAUGUAUUACUUGUUCCAGAAGUUCCCAGAUAAAUUUAAAAAAUUGGGUGGUGAUGAUUCUAAUGUAAUGGAGAUGGCUUUAGGGGUUUUGAUAAGUCUUUUGAAUUCAGUGGCAUUUUCGAGGGACUGCUUUGUGGCGGCUGGUGUGAGUUUUUUUGCUGCUUUUCAAGUUUGCCUCCGUGAUCAAGAGCUUGGUUUGUUCAUCAUUGAAGGUAUAUUUGGUCAAAUUGUUAGUAGUUCUUGCGCUAAUACUGAGGAUUCGUUUAGCAAUGUUAUUAGCAAAGUUCCUUAUAAAGGAGAUGUUUGCCUUGACAUACGUAAUCUCUCUGGAUUGAAUAGACUUUGUUUGAUUAGAGGCAUUCUUACUGCUGUUCCAAGAAUGGUUCUAAAUACACAUUUUGUUGUAUAUAGGGAAACUUGUAAUGAUAUCGAGUCCCAUGGAAAUGUUGCUUGUUCUGUGAAGACUAUAUUGUAUGAUGGGAUUUUGCCUGAGCUGUGUAAUUACUGUGAGAACCCCACAGAUAGCCAUUUUAACUUCCAUGCAUUAACUGUAAUGCAAAUUUGUUUGCAACAGAUUAAGACCUCUAUGCUGGCAAACCUUACAGUUGCAUCUGAAAAUUACAACCCAUUGCCGGAGGAUAUGGAAACCAGAAUGCUGAAAAUAAUAUGGAAUAACUUGGAGGAUCCUCUAAGUCAAACAGUCAAACAAGUUCAUCUUAUAUUUGAUCUUUUCUUAGACAUUCAGUCCUCUCUUUGUGGGGCAGAGGGUAGUGAGAAAAUAAAGACAUUCCUGCAAAAGAUUGCUUCAGAUCUGCUUCGUUUAGGGUCACGUUGUAAGGGGAGAUAUGUUCCUUUAGCUCUGUUGACCAAGAGGUUUGGAGCAAAGACUAUGCUGGAUAUGAGUCCUGACCUGCUGUUUGAAAUAGUACAGGCAUACAGUGAUGAUGAUGUAUGCUGUGCAGCCACAUCAUUCUUGAAGUGUUUCCUUGAAUAUUUACGUGAUGAGUGUUGGAGUAAUUAUGGUAUUGAAAGAGGGUAUGCACUUUAUAGAGGUCAUUGUUUGCCCCCAUUUUUGCAUGGUCUUGCUUCUGGGAUUUCAAAGCUUCGUUCAAAUUUGAACACAUAUGCUCUUCCAGUUUUACUGGAAGUGGAUGUUGAUGGUAUAUUUCCUCUACUUGCCUGUAUCUCCAUUGGGCCAACUGAGGCAGAAAAUGACCUCUUAUAUCCUGAUCUUGAUUGCAAAAAUAUGGAACUAAGAGUAGAACAGAAAGUGGCUGUUUUAGUUUCUUUACUUAAAGUUUCUCGUUCACUUGCUCUGAUUGAAGGGGAUAUCUGUGAUGACUCUAUGACAUCUAAUAUGGAUGACACGGUAGAAGCAAAAAGCUUUAAUCCCUUUGCACUUGUCUGCAUAAAAGGGAUAAAAGUUAGGAUCCUUGUUGGGUGGCUUGUAUUAGCAUUGACACACAUUGAUGAGUCACUUCGUGUAGAUGCUGCUGAGUUUCUUUUCUUGAGUCCCAAGACGUCUAGUCUUCCUUCCCGUUUGGAACUAUCUCUAAUGAGAGAAGCUGUGCCGCUGAACAUGAGAUCUUCUUCAACAGGUUUUCAGAUGAAAUGGAGCAGCUUGUUUAGGAAGUUCUUUUCUCGGGUGCGUACAGCCUUGGAGAGGCAAUUUAAGCAGGGAAGCUGGCAGCCUCGUAUGAACAAUGAAAUUAGCGAGUUGUGUCUAUGUCAGGGAAAUGAGGAUAAUACAGUUAGCAGAGCAGAGGAGCUAUUUAAUUUUAUGAGGUGGUUAAGUUGUUUUCUGUUCUUCUCUUGUUAUCCUUCUGCUCCUUAUAAGAGAAAAAUAAUGGCAAUGGAGCUUAUACAGAUAAUGAUCAAUGUUUGGCCUGUCCUACCUUCUUCUCAAGAAAGCUCAGCUUCUAUGUCUCCUGAGAGCUGUCUUUAUCCCUACAGUGUAGGAAUUACUUCACCUGAAUCAACUUUCCUUUUGGUUGGAUCCAUAAUUGAUAGUUGGGACAGACUGCGAGAGAGUUCUUUCCGCAUAUUGCUACAUUUUCCCACUCCACUUCCUGGCAUUUCGAGUGAUGAAAUGGUCCAGAAAGUAAUUACAUGGGCAAAGAAAUUAGUUUGUAGUCCUCGUGUAAGAGAGAGCGAUGCUGGUGCUCUAACCUUGCGGCUCUUAUUUAGAAAGUAUGUGCUGGACCUGGGGUGGAGAGUCAGAGUGUCAGUUAGUGUUGUUUGUUCUCACUCGCAGAAUUCACCACUAAAUGGGGAUUAUCACAAAUGUCCAGCCAUUCAUCCUGUUAUGGAAUAUGUUAAGUCGCUUAUUCACUGGUUGGAUGUUGCUGUGGAGGAAGGAGAGAAGGAUCUCGCUGAAGCAUGCAAGAAUAGUUUUGUUCAUGGUGUAUUACUUGCUUUACGGUAUACUUUCGAGGAAUUGGAUUGGAAUUCUGAUGCAGUCUUGUGUAGUAUUUCAGAUAUGAGACAUGCACUGGAGAAACUCUUGGAGCUGGUUGUGCGAAUAACUUCAAUGGCCUUAUGGGUUGUUUCUGCUGAUGCUUGGUAUCUGCCUGAGGAUAUCGAUGAUAUGGUUGAUGCUGAUGCUUUCUUACUGGACGGUCCUGAUGAAAUGGAUGCUGCUUUGCCUUCAAUCAAACAAGAAGACAAAUGCACAAAAUCUAUUCAGGAUGCAAGACCAUCAGAUCAGGUUGUUAUGGAUGCAAGACCAUCAGAUCAGGUUGUUAUGGUUGGCUGCUGGCUGGCUAUGAAAGAGCUAAGUCUUCUUUUGGGGACUAUUAUUCGGAAAAUACCUCUGCCAAGUUACAGUUGUUCAGGUUCAAUGGAAUCUGGACACCCCAGCUAUGAUUCAAUUGAUGCUUCAGUGACAGCAAUAUCUGAAGGAAUGCUUGAUCUAAAACAAUUGGAGAAGAUCGGGAACCAUUUCUUGGAAGUUCUUUUGAAGAUGAAACAUAAUGGUGCAAUUGAUAAGACAAGAGCAGGUUUUACAGCCCUUUGCAAUCGUCUGCUUUGUUCAAAUGACCCAAUGCUUUGUAAGCUGACAGAAUCUUGGAUGGAGCAGCUUAUGGAUAGAACAGUAGCAAAAGGACAAACAGUUGAUGAUUUGCUACGUAGAAGUGCUGGUAUACCUGCAGCAUUCACUGCUCUUUUCCUUGCAGAACCAGAAGGUGCUCCAAAGAAGCUCCUCCUGCGAGCACUUAGGUGGCUUAUAGAUGUAGCUAAAGGGUCUUUGUUGAGUCCGUCUGAAACCAAUUGCACAAACGUCUCGUGCCAGAUUUCAUCAACCAAGUCUGACCAAGAGACUGAUUCAACACUGGUAACUGAGACAAUCGCGACUGUAAAAACCUCAAAGAUCAGAGAUGAAGGUGUAGUUCCAACAGUGCAUGCCUUUAAUGUCCUUAGAGCUGCUUUCAAUGACACUAAUCUUGCUUCUGAUACUUCUGGUUUUGCUGCCGAGGCUUUGAUUGUUUCAAUUCGCUCAUUCUCUUCACCAUACUGGGAGAUCCGGAACAGUGCUUGUCUGGCAUACACUUCCCUGGUACGCCGGAUGAUUGGCUUCCUUAAUGUUCAUAAACGAGAAUCUGCUCGACGUGCAUUAACUGGGCUUGAAUUUUUCCACAGGUAUCCUUUGCUGCACCCAUUUGUAUUCAAUGAACUGAAAAUUGCAACUGAGUUGCUUGGUGAUGCAUUGUCGGGACAAACUGAAUCCAACCUGGCAAAAGCUGUGCAUCCAAGUUUGUGCCCUAUGCUGAUUCUUUUAUCCAGGCUCAAGCCUUCACCGAUUGCAAGUGAGACUGGGGAUGACUUGGAUCCUUUCCUUUUUAUGCCUUUCAUUAUGAAGUGCUCAACCCAAAGUAAUCUGCGAGUUCGUAUUCUUGCAUCGCGAGCUCUGACAGGGCUGGUAUCUAACGAGAAAUUGCCAACUGUUCUCCUUAAUAUUGCUUCUGAAUUGCCUCAAGCAGAGAAUCAAAUUGCAUCUCCUGUUGCAUCAAUCCCGUUAUAUCUAGCCAAUGGAGCUCACCAUGUUUCCUAUAAUUUAAUUCACGGACUUCUAUUGCAAUUAGGUUCUCUUGUCCAUGUAAAUUGUAGAAAUCUUGCUGAUUUCUCGAGGAAAGAUCAGAUUCUUGGUGACUUGAUGAAAGUUCUUGCAAUGUGUUCGUGGUUUGCUAGCCCCAAAAGAUGCCCUUGCCCCCUCCUUAAUUGCACUUUCCUGCAAGUGCUGGAUCACAUGCUUAGUGUUGCGAAAUCAUGUCAUUUGAGCAAAAAUUUGUUUGCCAUCCGAAAUCUACUUUUGGAAUUAUCCACAGAGUGCUUAGAUGUAGAAGCUUCUUAUGGAUUUCAAUAUUAUGAUCCAACAAUAGCUGAACUUCGUCAACAAGCUGCUUCAUCUUAUUUUAGUUGUUUAUUUCAACCAUCUGAUGAAGUUGCUGAAGAGGUUUUCCAGAUUCCAAAAAGAUCUCCAUUGAAUUCAAUGUUGUUUCAAACCCAUGAAGUGGAGAAUUCUGGAUUCCUGGAAAGGUUGAUUCGCUCCUUCUCAGAUUCAUCAUAUGAAGUUCGACUAGUAACUUUGAAGUGGCUGCAUAAGUUCCUCAAGUCUAGACCUGGCAAUGAGAUAAAUUAUCUGUCCAGCAGUGACACCAGAAUUAUACAGAACUGGACAAAAGCUAACCUUCAGCCUACACUGAUGAAGCUCUUGGAACUGGAGAAGAAUCAUCGGUGUAUGUAUCACAUUCUGAGGAUUAUUUUCACUUGGAACUUGCUGAAGUUUCAGGAAUUAAGUGAAGAAAAGAGUGAUGGAACCCUUUAUGUUGGUGCCUUGGAUUGUGAUUCUGUAUUACAGCUUUGGGAUAGGCUGAUAUCCUUGCUCAAGCUCACUCGACAUGCUAAAACACAAGAAAUACUCAUUUGUUGUCUGGCAAUAUGCGUAAGGCAAUUUAUAAGGCUGUUUAGUUGUUUUACUCUUACUGAUAAGGGGCAGAAGACUGCUGGAUAUAAUGAAUCAGGUCAGAUGGAAAGAUCAGCUUUCUUCUAUGAAUGCAUUACCUUUUAUGUCAAUCUAAUUAAGGAGCGUAGUUCUUCAUCUGAGCCAGUGAAUAUGCGCAAGGCAGCAGCGGAAUCUAUGUUUGCUUCUGGCUUAUUGGAGCAAGCUGAGGUAAUUGCUUCUUCUGUGAUCAACCAGCAAAUUUCUUCAAAAAAUUCGUUCUCUUGUUUCAAACACCAAGAUGCUGCAAGUACAUAUGCACAUCAAAUACUGGAGAUGUGGUUCACGUGUAUCAAACUGCUUGAGGAUGAGGAUGAUGGAAUUAGACAAAGGGCUGCCACUGACAUCCAGAAGUUUCUUUCCCCCAAAAGCUCUGGAACGACAUCCGACACUCGUGGGGCUCGAACACAGGUGGAAAAAGUUAUUGAACUGAGUUUCGACCGACUUUCUUCCAUAUUUGGCCACUGGAUUGUAUACUUUGAUUGUCUACUGCGGUGGGUGCUAGAUGCAGGAAACUAUGUAAUAUCCAAAGGUGAUCUCGUGAGACGGGUUUUUGACAAGGAAAUCGAUAAUCAUCAUGAAGAGAAGCUGUUGAUUAGUCAAAUAUGUUGUUCCCACUUGGAGAAGCUUCCGAUUACAAAAUCAUGGGCAGGUAAAUCGUUCGAUAAUGAAGAGGUCAGAAAUUAUCUACUUGAUUGGAGAUCAAGAUUUUUCCAGCAGUUGGUAUCAUUUGCCAAGGACCAUAUCGGAAAACUCGGAGUUGAUUGGAUAGGUGGUGUAGGUAACCAUAAGGAUGCAUUUUUACCAUUAUAUGCAAAUUUGCUUGGAUUUUAUGCAGUCUCAAACUUCAUUUUCAAUUUGGAGACCAUAGAUGGUAUGCAUCUACUAUCCGAUAUGUCCGAGUUAGGGAAAGCCAUCAAUCCAUUUCUUUGGAAUCCAUUGAUCUCUAGCCUGUAUUCGUUAAUAGAUAGAUUACAUGACAACAAGUUCGGAGCAACUACCAACUGCAUAAACGCCAGGUUUGGAGACGGUAUCUGGGACAAUUUUGAUCGUUUCUUUCUUCUUAGGUAGGAUUCUACUGGUAAAAUAGUGAUUGAACUAGUCUUAAGUACUUUUCUGGGAAGUUAAAACAAAAAAAUUCCCCCAUUAUUGAUUAUAGCAUACUAGGUAGAAUUUCCCCCAUCAUUGAUUAUAGCAUACUAGGUAGAACUGCUACAUGAAAAGCUUAAUGUCUUAAAAUCCACUACGAGAAUAUCUUAAGUUCUAUUUUACCCUUUCUGAUUGUGAUAACUCUUCUUUGUUGUGGUUGACAAUUUUAAGCCACUGCAUGUAUAUAUUUGGACACCGGUCGGAUAGCAAGAUUUUGUCUACUCGAACAGCCUGCAGGUUGAUUUACUGGUU